GAAUUUUUUUUCCCCCUCACUCUUCUCCAGCAACAAAGACCAGGAUGGAAAAGUCAUUGUGCAUGCUGCCUGCAGUGCUUUUUCUGGGACUUUUGACACACGGUGCUGCAGCACUGAUAAACACCCCAGCACCGACUAAGAGUUAUGCAUUAAUUGACUACACAACAACAAGGCCAACUGUGAAUUGGACCGAGGCUGUGACUGUCAAGGGCGAGAGCAGGGACGGAACGACUCCAGCAACAGCAGAGCCAGACAUUUUCACCACCACUGUCAGAGACAAACAGCUGGACACCACGGACACCAGCAAAGAAAGAAACAAGAAAGAGAAAGACCCAAGAGACCGCAAGACUGAAGAUGACAAAUCAAAACUGGACUGUCCUCCCCUCGGCCUGGAGUCCCUGCGAGUUGAUGACAGCCAGAUUCAAGCUUCGUCCUACCAGCGGUCGGGGCUGGGUCCUCACAGGGGGAGGCUGAAUAUCCAGUCUGGCAUUGAGGAUGGAGAUCUGUAUGAUGGAGCUUGGUGUGCCGAGUAUAAGGACCGGCACCAGUGGCUCGAGGUGGAUGCCCUUCAUCUUACUCUGUUUACUGGAGUCAUUCUGCAAGGGCGAAACUCCAUCUGGAGUUGGGACUGGGUCGAAACCUACAAAGUUCAGCUGAGUAAUGACUCUGUAACCUGGCAUACCUCCAUGAAUGGGACGCAGGAAGCGCUAUUUGAAGGAAACCAGAAUCCUGAGACGCCGGUUCUUGGGCUCCUUCCUGUUCCCACCGUUGCCCGUUUCAUCCGCAUCAACCCACAGACCUGGUACUCCAACGGGACCGUCUGCCUCAGGGCUGAGAUACUUGGCUGCCGUGUUCACGAUCCAUCUGACAUUUACUCAGCGCAUGAAUCAGGAUCCAAGGAUGCUCUGGACUUUAGACACCACAACUACAAAGAGAUGAGAAAGCUCAUGAAGUCUGUGACGGAGGAGUGUCCCGACAUCACCCGCGUCUACACUAUAGGGAGGAGCUACAUGGGCCUCAAACUCUAUGUUAUGGAGAUCUCAGAUAACCCGGGCAAACACGAACUCGGGGAACCUGAGUUUCGCUACGUGGCAGGGAUGCAUGGAAAUGAAGCUCUUGGUCGAGAGCUUGUCCUAAACCUCAUGCAGUAUAUGUGCAAAGAAUACAAAAAGGGCAACCAGCGUAUCGUACGGCUGGUCACCGAGACGCGAAUCCACCUCCUGCCCUCCAUGAACCCAGAUGGAUAUGAAGAGGCUUAUGUGAAGGGUUCAGAACUGUCUGGAUGGGCUGAGGGACGAUACAGCUUUGAAGGAAUCGACCUGAAUCAUAACUUCCCAGACCUGAACAACAUUAUGUGGGACACCCAAGAAAAAGCAGCAGAUAAAUCCAAAGUGCCCAACCACUACAUCCCCAUCCCAGAAUACUACACCAAAGAAGACGCCACAGUUGCACCAGAGACACGUGCGGUCAUCAGCUGGAUGCAAGACAUUCCCUUUGUGCUCAGCGCCAACCUCCAUGGUGGAGAGCUUGUUGUUACCUAUCCCUUCGACUGCACCCGUGACUGGGCGCCACAGGAAGACACUCCAACAGCAGACAAUGCCUUCUUUCGCUGGCUGGCCUCGGUCUAUGCCUCGACUAACCUGGUGAUGGCUAACCCGGACCGACGUAUCUGCCACUACGAGGAAUUUCAGUCACACAACAACAUCAUCAAUGGCGGAGCCUGGCACACGGUUCCCGGCAGUAUGAACGACUUCAGUUACCUGCACACCAACUGCUUCGAGGUGACCGUGGAGCUGUCCUGUGAUAAGUUUCCUCAUGUUAGUGAACUCCCCAUCGAGUGGGAGAACAAUAAGGAGUCUCUGCUGGUUUACAUGGAGCAGGUUCACAGAGGCAUCAAAGGUGUGGUCAGGGACAAGCUCACCAAAAAAGGAAUAGCAGAUGCUAUAAUCAAGGUGGAGGACCACGACCAUGACAUCCGAUCAGCCGCUGAUGGGGACUACUGGCGUCUUCUGAAUCCAGGCGAGUACAAGGUGAUCGUUUGGGCCGUGGGUUACUUCCCAUCCAUGCGUCGGUGCAAUGUCGGCAUGGAACCAAAUCCCACCAUCUGUGACUUCAUCCUCACCAAAACACCCAUCCAGAGGUUGAAGGAGAUCAGGGCCAAAGGGGAGAAGAUCCCGCAGGAUCUUCAGCUGCGUCUUCGUGCUCUGAGGCUCCGAAAGUUACGGGCUAGCACCAAGGCCAUCAACCGCCGCAGGGAGGGUCAGCGGAUGAGAAAAGCUCGGUCUUCUCAAGCCUGGAAAGCAUGAGAGGAGAUGGGACAACGGGUUGAUGAACUGUCCGCUGGGAAAAAUUACAUUUCUGCUGUUAAAGGAGCUCACCUGGUUAACAAAAAGUAUUUCUCAAAUAUCAAAGCAUGCAGACCAUUUUAUGUCUCUGACACUGUUCUCAGUUUGGGGACCCUUCAGGCUACGACAGGCACACAAACUCUUAGAGACAAUGUAAUUGCAGAAGGUUUUUAAAUUGGUUCAAGUAUCCUUAAAAGUUACGCAAAAGAGUUCCUAAAUUGUGAAUUUACUGUUUUUUUUUCUUUUGUACAUUAAUUAAGGUGAGGAUUUCAGUGUCAGCUGGCCUGAUGUCAUACUUUUUUCUAAAAGUGUUUUUUUAUUUUAGUUUGGUUGUCUGACUAAAGUCCAACUGGACCAAUAAAGUUAAAUAACUGUGUUA
This is a messenger RNA of Oreochromis aureus, 2724 nucleotides long. RefSeq names its product carboxypeptidase X (M14 family), member 1a (gene cpxm1a). Gene Ontology annotation, biological process: proteolysis. Gene Ontology annotation, molecular function: metallocarboxypeptidase activity; zinc ion binding. The record is from RefSeq and is a predicted model, not a curated record. NCBI's taxonomy places the organism in Eukaryota, Metazoa, Chordata, Actinopteri, Cichliformes, Cichlidae. The coding region runs from base 45 to 2306 and encodes 753 amino acids. The transcript has 13 exons.